AUGUGCUAUGUUAAAGCAACGCUUCUUUCUAUUCUUAUAUACUUUCUCUUUUACUUAUAUACUCGUUUAUUUUCAAAUUUUUUNCGCUUACGUGUGCCGCCGCUGGGUGAGCAGCAAAGCCCAUGGACCACCUUCAAGGUUGGCCUCUUCUCAGGCGCUUUUGUUGUACUCUUUCUCACCGUUGUACUGUCGGCCAUAUUUCAUGGCUUCGGCAAAGAUUGGCGCGUCGGUUUGCGUAUGUUUCGCGGCCCCUUUCUCAUCAUCGAAUUCCUCUUUCUGUGGGGUGUCAAUGUCUAUGGCUGGCGUUCGUCGGGCGUAAAUCAUGUACUCAUCUUCGAGCUGGAUCCGCGCAAUCAUCUCUCUGAGCAGAAUAUCAUGGAAGUGGCCUCAGUGUUUGGCGUUCUUUGGGCCAUUUGUGUGCUGUGCUACAUUUACUGUGAUCCGCUUGGCAUACCGCAGUAUUCGGCGCCCAUUUUCCUCUACACACUAAUGAUUGCAUUUCUGCUCAAUCCGACGAAGACGUUUCACCAUGAGGCGCGCUAUUGGGCGGUGCGCGUGCUUAGUCGAGUUGUCAUGGCGCCAUUUUUCUUCGUGACCUUCGCGGAUUUUUGGCUUGCCGAUCAGCUUAACAGUCUUGUGCCGGCCUUUCUUGACAUACCCUUCGUUAUUUGCUUUUUUGGUGAGAAUCCCAACUGGCACAGGUCGGGUAACGAUGGCACAACAUGCGUUAAGGACAUCUCUAUGGUGCGUCCGGUUGUUGCUAUUUUGCCGGCCUAUUGGCGAUUCGCUCAGUGUAUUCGUCGCUAUCGUGACACGCGUGAAGCUUUUCCGCAUCUGGUGAAUGCUGCCAAGUACGCAACAUCGUUUUUUGUUGUAAUAUUCUCCUACAAGUUCCAAACAACCGCAGCUGAUUAUGUCACAUCAAAGGAUAAUCCCUGGUUCUAUUGCUGGAUAGUAGCGGCCAUUGUGUCCUCCUGUUAUGCCUACACGUGGGACAUUAAAAUGGAUUGGGGCCUAUUCGAUGCCAAGGCUGGCGAUAAUCGCUUUUUGCGUGAAGAAAUUGUCUACUCGUCGACGUGGUUCUACUAUUUUGGCAUUGUGGAGGACUUGGUGUUGCGCUUCGGUUGGACAGUUUCGAUGAGCCUAAUUGAGGCUGGUUACAUGGAGGGCGAUGUUAUGAUGACCAUACUCAGCCCAUUGGAGGUAUUCCGACGCUUCAUAUGGAACUAUUUUCGCCUGGAGAAUGAGCAUUUGAAUAAUUGUGGCAAAUUUCGUGCUGUACGCGAUAUCUCAGUGGCGCCCAUGGAUUGCUCAGAUCAGACGACAAUUCUCCGCAUGAUGGACGAAGAAGAUGGCGUGGUGAAUCGACGUGGCAAAACCAAAGGUAUGUCGAAGAAGAAGGAGCAACAACGCCUGUUGCUGCUGCAAGGCGAAUCCGUUGAAGAUUUAUGCUCCUAAGUGGCCAAUAACUUUGCUUUGGUUUAUAUAAAGCAGCACAAAUACAAAAUGAGUGGUUGGUUUGUUGUUUUUAGUUUAGUUUAAUCCCAAUGAAUAUGCCAACUAAAUGUUUUACUAAAUAAAUGUUCGCAUGCAUACGUAUGUGUGCGAAAAAAAAGGUCCUGCUUAAGUGACGGAAACGUAAGAACAAAAGCAAAUUUCAUGCUUAACUGCAAGCUCAAUGGUGUAAUUUAUGCCACUUAUUUCUCUAUUUGUGAGUGUAGAUUCUUUACUCAUUAAGGCCAACGAAAUAUAUUGCAGUACUUAGAUAAAAAGCUAAACCCUAUAGUAAGUUAAAUAUAUUCGCACAUAAACCACAUAUCUGUAUAUUUAUACUUAUUUACGUACGCAUGUAUUUGUGUACAUUCGUGCGCUGCCGUUUUUGCUAAAUAUUUUGUAAUUAAUGCUAAAUAAAUAGAAAUUCAAUCAAAUUAAAAAUUUAAAUACACAUAAGUACUACUUGUAUUUACAUUAAUUACUUUGUAUUUACGUACAGGCGUAUAUCGCUUUAACGGUUUGUCUGCAUUUGCUCUUGUUCCGGCAUAAUGUUUUUUUUUU
Molecule: messenger RNA, 2055 nt
Organism: Rhagoletis zephyria (snowberry fruit fly)
Lineage: Eukaryota; Metazoa; Arthropoda; Insecta; Diptera; Tephritidae
Gene: PXo
Product: P[[i]]-sensitive XPR1 ortholog
Biological process (GO): cellular response to phosphate starvation; phosphate ion transport
Cellular component (GO): Golgi apparatus; plasma membrane; cytoplasm
Molecular function (GO): phosphate transmembrane transporter activity; inositol hexakisphosphate binding
Source: RefSeq, a predicted model, not a curated record